Molecule: messenger RNA, 3275 nt
Organism: Pomacea canaliculata
Lineage: Eukaryota; Metazoa; Mollusca; Gastropoda; Architaenioglossa; Ampullariidae
Product: zinc phosphodiesterase ELAC protein 2-like
Exons: 22
Coding region: 16-2604 (862 amino acids)
Biological process (GO): mitochondrial tRNA 3'-end processing
Cellular component (GO): mitochondrion
Molecular function (GO): 3'-tRNA processing endoribonuclease activity
Source: RefSeq, a predicted model, not a curated record
UGCAGAUAUUAUGAUAUGCGACUGUGUGGCGACCAUGAUGUAUUUGGCUUAUGCUUAUGCUCUCCCCUGGCCCGAGAAAGAAAACACGAAAAUGACAACAUCCGGUUGAGUUACACAUGGUUACUUCAUGUCAGCAAAGUCAAUAAACGUUUCAUGAUACUGGACACACGUUGUAGAGUCAACAUUGCCGCGUGCAUGUCUGUGUUCCGUAGUCUACAGCUUAACCAGAGGAUCUCUCGGCACCUUGUGACUGAUGUAAAGAGGCUCAAUCGUCUUUUGCUGAGUAUGAAAAAACAGGAACGGCCAUACCUUCGCCAUAUAAAGUACCGUGAAAAAGUUGGAGGCAAACUUCCAGUUCCCUCUGUCAUUGAUGUUCAUGUUGUGGGCAGUGGGGCAAGGGGUGCCCCACGGUCCUUACUGCUGACAACAAAUCAUAGCAAGUACCUUUUCAAUUGCGGUGAAGGAACUCAAAGAAUUGCAUCAGAAUUUAGGAUGCGACUUUCUAAACUAGAGAACAUUUUCAUUACACAUAAGAGCUGGGAUAACAUAGGAGGUCUUCUAGGUAUGGGCCUGACCCUACAGGUCAUGAAAGUCCCACGACUCCUUAUCCAUGGCCCCCCUGGUGUGGAAAGUGUCAUCAUGAUGGCUAAAGGCUUUGCAGAGUCUCCAAAUAUAGUUCUUGAGAAGAAAGAGCUAGAUAACGGAACAUUUACAGAUACUUCACUUCAGAUUGACUAUGUUCCUUUUUAUAAGAAGGGCUUCAAUCCUGAAAAAAGAUGUCUUAAUCAAGAUGAAAAAGCUGUUGAAGAUUCACAAGUUAAGAAAAAACAGAAACUUGUUUCAGAAGAAAAUGCUGUUGCUGUUGCAUACAUUUGUAAGCCUUUCCCGACACAAAGAAAAAUAAUUUUGGAGAAAUGUGUUGAUCUAGGAGUUGAAGUGGGACCCUUAUUUGCCAAGCUGAAGAAUGGAGAGAGCGUGACGCUACAAAAUGGCAGUGUUGUCCAUCCAGACCAGGUUCUGAGUGAUCCUGAGACACCUUCUCCAAUUCUCAUUGUCGAGUGUCCCAGUGAAGACUACCUUGAUUCCAUGCUAGCCAGCCCUCAGCUAGAAACUCACCAGAAUUGCAGUGAUACUGAUUUAAAUAAACCAGCACUUAUUGUCCAUAUGACCCCACUACAAGUGUACAAGAGAGAGGAGUACCAAUCAUGGAUGAAGAAAUUUGGUCCAAAUGUGCAUCAUCUUGUUCUGAAUGAGCUAACAUCAGAAAUAAUGCUGGAAGGGGUGUAUCGUUACCAGACUCAGUUAAAUCUUGUGCACUCUACCAUUUUUCCUACUCUGGCACAUCAUCCACAUAGCUCCCAAUCUGAACAAGUACAAAGCAAUGAUAUGCCUGCAGAGACAGGAGCUGGGUGUGAGACUACAUCAGUUGUGAUGGGCUGCACUAACCUUCGUUAUCAGUACAGACCCAAGAAAGAGUUUGUUUGGGAUCAGUGUAUUCGGCUGGACCCGGAAGCGUACAUAGCAGAGGCUUUAGCACAGACAGAUGUGAAAGAGGUGCUUGAUGAUCUUCAACAAGAGUUAAAAGCAAUGCAUAGUAGCAUUCAACAAGCAAAGAGUAAUAGUCACAGGGCAGGAAUGUACCCACGCUUUGUGUUUCUUGGUACAGGUUCCUCUGUUCCAAGCAAGGGACGAAAUGUCAGUGGCCUUGUAGUGCACCUGAGUGAUGACGCUACGGUGAUUCUUGACUGUGGUGAAGGUACUUCAGGCCAGCUUUACCGCCAUUAUGGGAAUGAAGCAGGACAUGUGCUUAGGACCCUGAAAGCAGUCUUUGUUUCUCACCUACAUGCUGAUCAUCAUAUGGGUCUUUUCAGCCUUCUUCGAGAUAGACAGGCAGCCUUGGAUGCUUCAAAGCAGGAAAUGACUCCCACCCUGCUGUUGGCCCCAAUUCAACUUGCUCGUUGGCUUCGGUUUUACGAUGAGCAUGUAGAACCUAUAAAAUCAUUAUUCAGGCAUAUUCCCCUGCAAUAUGUGCUGUCACACAUGCUUGAACUGCCAGUGAAUGCAAACAUGUAUGCAGAUAUCUUGAAGGAACUGUCAUUGUCAGAGUUUGUGCCAGUUGAAGUUGAACAUUGUCCUAAUGCUUUUGGUCUCUCAAUGGUGCACAAAGAUGGAUGGAAACUUGUUUUCUCAGGGGACACAAUUCCUUGUGAACGGCUUGUAAAUGCAGGAAAAGACUGUGAUAUUUUGGUGCAUGAAGCCACACAUGAAGAUAAUUUAGAAGAAGAGGCUCACCAGAAAAGGCACAGUACCACUUCCCAGGCAAUCGACAUUGGGCAGCGAAUGGGGGCUAAGUUCAUUCUGCUAAAUCACUUCAGUCAACGUUAUGCAAAGAUCCCUGUCUUCAAUGAUUUGCAGUCUACAAAUGUUGGCAUUGCUUUUGAUAAUAUGAGUGUGAGCAUGUGUGAGCUUCCUCUCCUACCUCUGUUCAUCCCUGCACUGAAAGCCCUGUUUGCAGAGGAACAUGCUGAUCUGGAAGCCAUUUCCAUUAAACGGAAUAGAAGGAAAGAACUUCAGGAAAAGUUAUCUGCCCAAAUAAGAUCUUGAUUGGAAUUUAAGUUGUGGAGAUGUAAGAUGAAACUAAACACAUUUUAUAUUAAGCUGGUUUAUGAGAAGGAAUUUUCAUCCAGUCUUCAUGCAAGCUAUCUUCUGACAGACUGAAAAAUGGAACUACAGUGAAUGUGGUUUUGAAACCAUAAUACUCUUAUUGCUAUAUUAGCAAAGAAAAUGUGUUGCCCUUUUUUGUAUAGACAAACUAGUAGUAAAAUGAUUUAGAUUCCUCUGGUUUAUGUCUGUUUUGGAGAAUUGCAUAGUUUUCUUUUAAGAAAAGAAAACAAUUGCAGCAUGACAUUUUAUAAUUAUCUCAAGGUGUGUUACAUAAAUCUCAUGUGAUUGUAAUGUACUAUAUCAUGAUUUUCAACUGUUGUAAGAGCUUGUUGAAAAAUGAAAAAGCACAGUUGUGUUAGGUUUGUGAUCGGUUAAGCUAGCAGAGGAAGCAGAAAAGACUGGCUUAAAGGUCAACAGAAAGAAGACUGAAGUGAUAAGAAUCAUUCAACAACAUGCAGGAACUCCCAAUCCAACUUCAAGGAGAGAACAUUCUGGAAACAAACCGCGUCACGUAUCUGGGAGCAUAGUCAGCAAGGAAGGUGGAGCAUAUGAUGACAUCAAAAGUUGCAUCAACAUGCCCUGGCAUGUUUUCAACAACCUACGCCCCAUCU